Hermetia illucens (black soldier fly) is the source of this 1683-nucleotide messenger RNA. RefSeq names its product U7 snRNA-associated Sm-like protein LSm10 (gene Lsm10). Gene Ontology annotation, biological process: mRNA 3'-end processing by stem-loop binding and cleavage. Gene Ontology annotation, cellular component: nuclear body; cytoplasmic U snRNP body. Gene Ontology annotation, molecular function: U7 snRNA binding; histone pre-mRNA DCP binding. NCBI's taxonomy places the organism in Eukaryota, Metazoa, Arthropoda, Insecta, Diptera, Stratiomyidae. The coding region runs from base 918 to 1556 and encodes 212 amino acids. The record is from RefSeq and is a predicted model, not a curated record. The transcript is spliced from 3 exons.
ACCUGUCAACCUAACUCAAAAGCUAAAAAUCAAACAUUGAGCGACUUGCAUGUGUGGACCUUAGUAUCAUCUUGUCAGCGGAGACCAAUUCCUUGAUUUCUGGCUAAGCUGGCUCAAUGCGGUGAUGCCAAAAAACGAUUCGCAAUAGUGAAAAUAUCAUUGAAUCUUCACUUUUUGGAUAAGUUUAGGGGACUAUGCUAUGCUUCCCGCAACAAUAGCGUUCCUCAAUUAGUAACCGCCCAGCGUGUAUUAUGUCAAUAGUUCCGGAGUUCUUGACAAACCCGGCUUGAUUCGCGAUUACUUGAACGUUGUCGCGAUUACGGUUGCCAAGAAUGCGUUCAAAAAUCUUUAUAGUAUAGUACAGCAACCGGAUCGGGCGGUAAUUUGAACGCUGCUGAACUACCUUUCUUUUUUCAUAUUGGAACUGUGAGGCUUUCUUGUCCGCCAGAUGGUAUUCUAUUUUCCUCAAUAACCCGAUUAAAGAAUUCACUGAGACACAGUGUUGAGUCCCAGCUCUUCGCUUUCCACCUCGUCGUGUCACAAUAACUUGCUACGUCACAUCGCCAUUGAAUGGAAUCGCAAAAAAUAUAUUCUCAGCCUGUUGCAAAGAGUAACUCAUUAUCGACUCGGUAGUUGUAGGACAAGCAAUUUGAGGUCAAAAAGAACCUCUUUAAUUGUUAUAUCGAUUAUGAUAAGGAUUUCGACAGCGUACCACAUACCCGGCUAAUCGAUAGCCUACGACUUUAUCGCACUGAUUCCAAAUUAGUAAAGUUUUUUUGGCGACAGCCAUGGAGGGGUGACAUUCCACCUCAUCAAUGCGUUCAUCUGAGGGUGCUAAUACCUCAGAGUCGAUCUAUAUACGUUGAGCCCCAUUUGAUUUUGAAUGGCACUGAACUCCCUUUCAUGGCUACUGAAGGAUGCUAGAGGAUGACAUCAAGCUAUAUGCUGGUACUGACGACCACCGUAGAAUUCUGUUGCGGAUAGUAGACAUGUUUAGCUGUGAUAUCCGGGUGGAAUUUGGAUUACAGAAGUGUCGAAUUCAACCCAUCCGCAAAGGCGAGGCGCAUGCCGGACUUAGAUUGCUCCUCAUCAGUACUUCUCACCUCACCAUCGCAAUGUCGCGGGAAGCUUUGUUCAUCGCCGGCACUGCAGGCCGCCGUGAGAAGUAUCUCCUUCACAACACUCUAUCCGCCGUUCCACUGCUGCUCAUAAAUAAAGCCGUGUUAAUUGAUUUACGAAACGAGACUUCAGUUGCUGGUCGGGUUACCGAUGUUGACGCCUACAUGAACAUCACAUUGAAUGAAGUCGUGUACAUAGAUCAAAAAGGAUUACAAUAUGAGUUCGAGAAUUUCAUGAUACCAUCCCGAACUCUACGUCAGAUACAUCUCCCAGAGUCAGUUGAUAUUGUUCCUGAACUGCGAAAGUUUUUGGAGGCAUUUGGUGCGAAAAGGACGAUGAAACAAGGAAGAACCGGAAAAGUGAAGAGGGCACAAGACAGGCAUAAGCACACGGUUGAAGCGAUAAACAAGAAUAAAAGUGAUAAGGAUGAAGUUUGAAAUAUUGUAAAAUAUACAGAUUCAUGUACAUAUGAAUAUCUCAAUUUUGUUAUGAAUAAAGAUGUAUCUUAGGGUUUUGUGUAAAACAAAAAAUUAUUAAAAUCGAUUAAAUGCAUCUGUCAACCUG